AUGAGAGCACCAAAGCCAGAAGCUGCCAUGAUGUCAAUAUUAUUGUGGACCAAAGAAAUACCAGCAUUUGGACUUGGGCUUGCUGAAGAGGAAAUGGAUGAAGAGGAGGAUGAAGAGGUGGAAGAUGCAGAAGGAUUUGUUGCAGCCGUCGAAGAAGCGCCAGACAUCAAGGAAGUACCAGAGGGAGAAGAAGUGCCAGAAGGAGAAGAAGUGUCAGAAGGAGAAGUGCCAGAAGAAGAAGUGCCAGAAGGAGAAGAAGUGUCAGAAGGAGAGGUGCCAGAAGGAGAAGAAGUGCCAGAAGGAGAAGAAGUGCCAGAAGGAGAAGAAGUGUCAGAAGGAGAAGUGGUGCUAGAAGGAGUAGCAGAUGAGCUGUUUAAAUUUUUAUAUGAAAAUCUAGAAAAAGGACUUGGGAAAUUCGAGGAACGUCUUGUCAUUAUAUAG
Ambispora leptoticha is the source of this 441-nucleotide messenger RNA. Lineage: Eukaryota; Fungi; Glomeromycota; Glomeromycetes; Archaeosporales; Ambisporaceae. The record is from the annotation of a GenBank genome assembly.